Acaulospora morrowiae is the source of this 1476-nucleotide messenger RNA. The record is from the annotation of a GenBank genome assembly. Lineage: Eukaryota; Fungi; Glomeromycota; Glomeromycetes; Diversisporales; Acaulosporaceae.
CGUGAACUACAAGUAAUAGCUCCACCUACAUCACCAAACUAUCAAAUAAUGGACCAUUCCGCGAACAUGACAGGCACUUCUCUGCCUCCUGGCCUUAGAUUUCCAACCGGCUCAAUUCUUGGACAUCAUCUUAUAAUUUCAGGAACUUACCUCACAAAUCCUAGUCAAACUUUUAGUAUAUGGGCACUAAACCUUUCGAAUUUAGUGUGGACUCGAAUUGACACCGGUUCAUGCUUUUCUCAAGGUUCUUGGAAUCGCGGAGUUCUUUGUGAAACAAAUAACAAAUAUUUCGUACUAGGCCACCGUGAUAGAUCACUUGUAGACGACUAUAACCAUCGGCAAACCAAUUUUGAUCACGUAACGGUCGUGGACAUGGAAGCAUUUGGCAUUUACCAACCACCUCCUGCCACGAUGUCUCCGGUAUCACAAGAAUUAGGAUUGUCGAUGAUGAAUGAUCCAAACAUUGCGGAUUUUGAGAUCGUAACAUCGGAUGAUCAACGAAUACCAGUCAAUUCACAAUUGCUUUCUAGUAGGUGGCCGCAUUUCAAAGCGCUAGUUGAUCAACAUGCUGAAAGUGCUUCCAAACCAAAAUAUGACGAAGAAACGCAACGAAAUUCUGAUGAUGAACUAGUACUCAUGUAUCAUAACCGUGCUCUUGAAUUCCCUGAACCUUACGAAAUAACGAUAGCAUUUUUGCAGUAUCUAUACACUGAUCAUCUCCUUACCCCUCAACAACAUCAACCACAUAUUUUGGCACAACUAUUGCUUCUGGCGGAUAUGUAUGAUCUCAGUCGCCUUCGUCAAUUGGCGUCCCAUGCACUUCAUCAGUCACUUAGCAUGGCGACUGCUGCCCUAAUAUAUGAAACUGCUGCCUUAUCAAGGCAGAUUGGUUUGCAGAUACGAGCUCUCAAAGUUAUGAUUGCGGCGAAAAAAAUGGUUCAGCAGCGACAAGGUAAGGAGCAAUCAUCGUCUAGAAGUAUUGCAAAUGGCAACGGGCAAACAACGUCAAACCGCGUCUCCCUAUCAGAGCAAGAAUUUUCAAGUCCUCCACCAUCGGCAUUGCAAUCAGAUUUGAGGUCAUCCUAUUAUGACCCAUAUUCUCCGGCAGUAAAUUUACCAUCACAGUCAUCUCACACUACACGUUCGCGUUCAUCGUCUUCAGCCUCGGCUCUCAGUGGUACAAUACCGAAUCGUGGAUAUUUGCCAACUAUACAAGAUAACUCAGGAUCAAAUGAAUCAGGCGUAGUAAAUGCAAAUUCAUCACGUCCACGCUUGCGAUCCACGCAAUCAAGUAGUUCACUGAGGUCCGCUAAGAGUUUUGCAGGGAGUAGCAGUACCUUUGGAACUAGUGCUAUCCAUCAGCAAUCAAUUGCGACUGAUAAUCGAUCCUAUCAACAGGAUGCUGGAUUCGGAUAUGUAAGUGGGGGAAUGCCUGGAAUGGUUCAACUGUACGACCACGCUAGCGAUUGUCUGUAA